ACCUGGGUGUUCAAAAUGAUGAUUUAUGACUCGUCCCCCCCUCCCACUUGGCAGCGGGUCGACCAGUCCUGAUCGCGCGCGAAACUCCCCGCCCGCUCGCGCCGCUGUUUUCCGCCCGGAGCCGGGAACCGCCGCCCCCUUUCCCCCCAACUCCACCCGCCGGCCGGCCGGCCCGCUCCAUCCGCCCGCCCGCCCGCGAUGCCAGCCCGGACCAGCGGCAGUGCCGCCGCAUCCUCCCUGCCCGAGGACAUCAGGAAGCGACUUCAAGUGCUUGAGGAUAAAGUUGAUCUCUCCGAGAAGGAAUGUAUAAAAGAAAAGCUGAGUUUACUACAUAGCUUCUUACAAACAAAUACACAAAAUGACCUCAGUGAACUGGAAACAAAACUUCAGAGAGAGGAACUCUCUGAGGAGGGUUACCUGGCCAAAGUGAAAGCGCUGCUCAAUCAGGAGCUUUUUGAAGGGAAUGGAGACUCUGCGCCUGGAAUCAAUUCAAAUGGUUGCUCUGAGAAUGGGGCUUCAGACAGUGAUAAAAAUGAGACCAAUGGAGUGGUUGAUGAGCCAAAUGGUCAAGAGGAAAGCAAUAUGGAGACCGAGGUGAUGGUUUUCCCGACUGCAAAGAGUCGUGGGAAGCGGCUGAGUAAAUCCAAUGGCGAUAACAAACGUUUAUCAGGAUCUCCAAGGGUCACCAGGAAUUCAGUCAAGCAGCAAACUACAAUCAUCUCCAUGUUUGCUAAGGCGGCAAAUAAGCGCAAGUCAGAGGAUCUAAAUGAACUAGAAGUAACAAAUGUUAAAGAAGAGGAAUCUGAUGACCAGAGGGAACUGGAUGAAAAGAGAAUUAAAGUGGAAUCUGAGCAAAAGCUACCUGCUGGGAGUGAAGCUACUUCCAAACCCAAAGCUGUGCAAACUCCUAAGACUCCACCUCCCAAAUGCACAGACUGCAAGCAGUUCUUGGAUGACGCAGAUCUCAAGUACUUCCAGGGCGAUCCCGAUGAUGCACUGGAAGAGCCCGAGAUGCUGACCAAUGAGCGUUUGUCACUAUUUGAAGGAACAAAUGAUGAAGGGUUUGAGAGUUAUGAUGACCUGCCUCAACAUAAAGUUACCUUCUUCAGUAUUUAUGAUCGAAAAGGCCACCUAUGUCCUUUUGAUACUGGUCUGAUUGAAAAAAAUGUGGAGUUGUACUUCAGCGGUGUGGUGAAACCAAUCUAUGAUGACAAUCCUAGCCUUGAUGGUGGAGUCAGAGCGAAGAAACUAGGACCAAUAAACGCUUGGUGGAUAACUGGUUUUGAUGGUGGUGAAAAGGCUUUGAUUGGGUUCACUACAGCAUUUGCUGACUAUAUACUGAUGGAUCCCAGUGAUGAAUAUGCAGCCAUUUUUGCUGUGAUGCAAGAGAAAAUCCACAUCAGUAAGAUAGUCAUCGAGUUUUUGCAGAAUAAUCCUGAUUCCACCUAUGAAGAUCUUCUGAAUAAGAUAGAAACAACAGUGCCUCCUGCUGGGUUGAGUUUUUCUCGCUUCACUGAGGAUUCCCUCCUGAGACAUGCUCAGUUUGUAGUGGAACAAGUGGAGAGUUACGAUGAGGCUGGAGAUGCAGAUGAGCAGCCGAUUAUCAUUACUCCGUGUAUGAGAGACCUAAUCAAACUGGCAGGUGUCACCCUUGGAAAAAGACGCGCAGCAAGACGACAGGCUAUACGUCACCCCACCAAGAUCGAUAAGGACAAAGGGCCCACCAAAGCAACCACCACUAAGCUGGUAUAUCAAAUUUUCGAUACAUUCUUUUCUGAGGAAAUCGAUCAGAAUGACAAAGAGAAUGGUCCAAAGCGCAGGCGCUGUGGAGUAUGUGAGGUUUGCCAACAACCCGACUGUGGAAAAUGCAGAGCUUGUAAAGACAUGGUGAAGUUUGGAGGAAAUGGUCGCAAUAAACAGGCCUGUUUGCAGAGAAGGUGUCCAAAUCUGGCUGUGAAGGAGGCUGAUGAUGAUGAAAAUGAUGAAGAUGAUUCUGAGAUAAUUGACAAAGCUUCUCCCAAAAGAAUGUUGCAGGGCAGGAAAAAGAAGCAGUCUAAGAGCCGCAUCUCCUGGAUUGGAGAGGCGAUCAGGGCUGAUGGGAAGAAAACAUAUUACCAGAAGGUGUCUGUUGACGAUGAAGUUCUGGAGAUUAGUGACUGUGUGGCUGUUAGCCCCGACGACCCAAGCAAACCCCUUUACUUGGCAAGAAUCACAUCCAUGUGGGAAGACAACAAUGGGAAGAUGUUCCAUGCAAAUUGGUUUUGCCGUGGUACUGACACUGUGUUGGGUGAGACGUCUGACCCUCUUGAGCUCUUUCUGGUGGAUGAGUGUGAAGACAUGCAACUGUCUUAUGUAGACAGCAAAGUUAAGGUCAUCUACAAGGCUGCUUCAGAGAAUUGGGCAUUAGAGGGUGGAAUGGAUGAAGGUUUUGAACUGAAGAUGGUUGAAGAUGAUGGGAAGACCUAUUUCUACCAGAUGUGGUACGACCCAGAGUAUUCACGAUUCCAGACUCCUGUAAAAUGUGAGCCAACUGAGGAGAAUAAACAUAAAUUCUGUGACAGCUGUGCUCGUUUGGCUGACAUAAGACAAAAAGAGAUGCCACGAAUUCUUGAAGCACUGGAUGUGAAAGAUGACUCCAAGGUUUUCUACUCAUUGGCUUCUAAGAAUGGAACGCACUAUAGAGUUGGAGAUGGUGUUUACCUGCUACAAGAUGCAUUUUCCUUCAGUGUGAAACCGUCCAGCCCUGGCAAGCGACCAAUAAAAAAAGAUGAUGUGGAUGAAGACCUCUACCCUGAAUACUACCGCAAAUCCUCUGAUUAUAUUAAAGGCAGCAACCUAGACGCACCUGAUCCAUUCCGAAUUGGCCGCAUUCAAGAAAUCUUCUGUCACAAGCGUAGUAACGGAAAACCCAAUGAAGCAGAUAUUAAGCUGCGUAUCAAUAAAUUCUAUAGGGCUGAGAACACGCACAAAGGUCUUAAAGCCAGUUACCACACUGAUAUCAACUUGUUGUAUUGGAGUGAUGAAGAAGUGAUUGUGGAUUUCAAAGAUGUCCAGGGACGCUGUACUGUGGAAUAUGGAGAAGAUCUUACUGUGUCCAUUCAGGAGUUUUCUGCUGGAGGAUCGGACAGAUUCUAUUUCUUAGAGGCUUACAAUGCAAAAUUAAAAACAUAUGAAGAUCCACCAAACCGUGCCCGCAGUUCAGCAAACAAAGGCAAGGGGAAAGGGAAAGGCAAAGGAAAAGGAAAGGCAAAAUCUACAGCUGAGCCUGAACAGACUGAGCCUGAGACAGACAACAAAUUGGAAAAGUUGCGAAGUCUUGAUGUUUUCUCAGGUUGUGGGGGUCUCUCUGAAGGAUUUCAUCAGGCAGGUAUUUCAGAGACUUUGUGGGCUAUUGAGAUGUGGGAUCCAGCAGCACAAGCAUUCCGCUUGAACAAUCCUGGUGCUACUGUUUUCACUGAGGACUGCAAUGUUCUCCUGAAACUUGUCAUGGCUGGGGAGAAGACCAAUUCCCUUGGCCAGAAGCUGCCACAGAAGGGUGAUGUGGAGUUGCUCUGUGGUGGGCCCCCAUGUCAAGGUUUCAGUGGAAUGAAUCGCUUCAAUUCCCGCACUUACUCCAAAUUCAAGAACUCCCUGGUUGUCUCUUAUCUCAGCUAUUGUGACUAUUACCGGCCCAGGUUCUUCCUGUUGGAGAAUGUGAGGAACUUUGUUUCAUUCAAGCGCUCCAUGGUUCUGAAGUUGACCCUUCGGUGUCUGGUGCGAAUGGGUUAUCAAUGCACGUUUGGUGUAUUACAGGCCGGGCAGUAUGGAGUUGCUCAGACCCGUCGGCGAGCUAUCAUUCUGGCUGCAGCCCCUGGAGAGAAGCUGCCACUGUUCCCGGAGCCUUUACAUGUCUUUGCACCCAGGGCCUGUCAACUCAGUGUGGCUGUGGAUGAUAAGAAAUUUGUCAGCAAUAUUACCAGGAUAAGGUCUGCUCCAUUCAGAACCAUCACUGUAAGAGAUACCAUGUCCGAUCUGCCUGAAAUCCGUAAUGGAGCCUCUGCAUUGGAAAUAUCCUACAAUGGUGAACCACAGUCCUGGUUCCAGCGACAGAUUCGGGGCACACAAUACCAGCCCAUUCUGCGGGAUCACGUCUGCAAGGAUAUGAGUGCCUUAGUGGCAGGCAGAAUGCGGCACAUCCCCCUUGCUCCAGGGUCAGACUGGCGUGAUCUUCCCAACAUUGAAGUGCGCCUUUCAGAUGGCACCACUACCAAAAAGCUAAGGUACACACACCAUGACAAAAAGAAUGGACUUAGCAGCGCUGGCAUGCUGCGGGGAGUGUGCUCUUGUGCAGAAGGUAAACAGUGUGAGUCAGCUGACAGGCAGUUCAACACACUCAUUCCUUGGUGUCUCCCCCACACUGGGAACAGGCACAAUCACUGGGCUGGCCUGUAUGGUAGGCUGGAGUGGGAUGGAUUUUUCAGUACAACAGUCACCAAUCCAGAACCUAUGGGUAAACAGGGCCGUGUGUUACAUCCUGAACAGCACCGUGUAGUGAGUGUUAGAGAAUGCGCACGCUCCCAGGGAUUCCCAGAUACAUACAGGCUAUUUGGAAACAUUUUGGACAAGCAUAGACAGGUUGGCAAUGCAGUACCACCUCCUCUGGCUAAAGCUAUUGGUCUGGAAAUUAAGCUGUGUAUGAUUGAAAAGAUGAAAAAGAACACAGCAGAGCCUGUCAAAGUGGAGACUAUGGACACUACCGACUAAUUCUCACCUUCAGCUUGAUGUUCCCAGACUGUUCGUGCACAAAAUAUCCUGUGAAUAUUCAGUGAAACAAUGUCUUUUUUUAACUGGCUGGCAUGGAGUUGCCACUGAAGAUGUAACAUUGUUUUUAGUUAAUGAACAUUUUUCUCAAUUGUGCAGUGCUGUCAUGCAUUGUGGAUUUUAACAUGGUUUUAAAUGCGCAGUAUUUGAAUAAUUGCCCACUUUCUGCAGUGGUAAUUCAUAUGUUUAAUAAACCUGUAGUUUUUA
Messenger RNA from Chiloscyllium plagiosum (whitespotted bambooshark), 5007 nucleotides. RefSeq names its product DNA (cytosine-5-)-methyltransferase 1 (gene dnmt1). Gene Ontology annotation, cellular component: nucleus. Lineage: Eukaryota; Metazoa; Chordata; Chondrichthyes; Orectolobiformes; Hemiscylliidae. The record is from RefSeq and is a predicted model, not a curated record. Gene Ontology annotation, biological process: negative regulation of gene expression via chromosomal CpG island methylation; DNA methylation-dependent constitutive heterochromatin formation. Gene Ontology annotation, molecular function: DNA binding; zinc ion binding; chromatin binding.